AUGAUUGCUCGACAUCGGCCACGCUGCCCAAUUUUGGCAGUGACACGCAGCGGUGUAAUUGCGCGGCAACUCUAUCUCUGGCGUGGCUGCUGGCCUAUACUCUACGAAGAGCCCAAAGCCGACUUAUGGUCUGAUGAUGUAAAUCGUCGCAUAGCCUGUGCCAUUGAGAACGGACGCCGAAAAGGGCUUUUCGUGGACAGAGAUCGAAUUGUGGUGGUUGCCGGGUGGAAAGGCGAACCCGGGUCGACUAAUACCAUCCGCAUAAUUCAACUUGGUUCACUCGUUGAGCACAAUAUUCUUGGGAUACCCGACAUUAAGAAUUACAAGGACUAA
This is a messenger RNA of Hydatigera taeniaeformis, 333 nucleotides long. The record is from the annotation of a GenBank genome assembly. Lineage: Eukaryota; Metazoa; Platyhelminthes; Cestoda; Cyclophyllidea; Taeniidae.